GCCGGGCGGGCAGCUGUGUGGGUCCGCGUCAGCCUGCUGUCGCCGAGCUCGUCAACGCAAACCCGUUUGCCCGCCCGCCAGUCUGCCCUCGGCGCGCGCGCGCCCCGGGCCCCCGGAGUGUGUGUGUUGGGAUUGGUUCCGUUUCCGAUACCUUAGAACGCGUUUCGUGAUCGUUUUUAUCAAAAGACACAGCCGCGCGCCGUGAUUGGAACACCUUUUCGGCGUUGCGUGAGCCGCCAGGAGCCCCAGAUUCAACCAUGGGGGCUGCGACUUCCGCGACUUCGGCGGCGACCGUGGUGGCCACGAGCGUCGCGUUUGGGGUGGGCGCCCGACUCCUGAGGCCUCGCGCUCGCUGGACGCCGUCCGCCGCGCGCGCCGUCCUCGUCACGGGCUGCGACCGCGGACUGGGCUUCUCGUUGGCCGCCCACUGCCGUUCGCUCGGGCUCACCGUCUUCGCCGGCGUCCUGGACGCCGGCUCGCCCGGGGCGAGGAAGCUCGGCGGCCUCGGGGUGCACGUCGUCCCCCUCGACGUGACGGACGGGCGGAGCGUGCAGGGCGCGGUGGCCACCGUGCAGCAGGCCCUUCGCAACGACCCCCAGCUCAGUCUCGCCGCGCUGGUCAACAACGCGGGUGUCCUCGUCUUCGGAGAGUUCGGGUGGCAGACGCCGCGGCAGGUGUCGCUGCAGCUCGACGUGAACCUGGCGGGGACCAUGAACGUCACCAGGGCGUUCCUGCCGCUGCUGCGGCGGCCGAGCCCGGACGGCCCCGGGGGCAGCAGGGGGCGCGUGGUGGUGGUGACGUCGCACUGCGCCCUGGCCUCCCUGCCCGCGCUGUCCGUGUACGCCGCCACCAAGGCGGGGCUGCAGGCGUGGGCCGACGCCCUGCGCAUGGAGCAGGCCCAGUACGGGGUGCCCGUGGUGCAGGUGGUGCCGGGCUCCUUCACGCACCUCAGCGGCAUCCUCGCGACGCACGAGGACCACGCCAGGGAGAUGGACGAGGCCAUGACGGAGGAGGACCGCCAGUUCUACGGCGACUACCCGCGGCGCUUCCACGAGUACCUGUCCGUCGUAUCGGACAUGGGCAGGAAGGCGAGCGAGAGCCCCACCAAGCUGCCCGACGAGAAGCUGCACAGCGUGUUCGAGGACGCCCUGCUGUCGCUGCGGCCCAAGGAGCGCUACGUGCACGAGCCCUGGCGGUACACCCUGUACCACACGCUCAUGAAGGUGGCCCCGACCGGCGUAAAGGACUGGCUCGCCAUAAGGUUCGCGAGCCUUCCGUCUUUCAAAGAAAAAUGAUGCUGGGCAGGGCGUGUUGUUUUACCCCGUGGAGCCGGCAAUGAGACCGCGCUAAUUAUUUUUAAAAUUAAAUGCUGAUUUUAUUGAUUAAAAGUGAGAAACCUC
Messenger RNA from Frankliniella occidentalis (western flower thrips), 1400 nucleotides. It is a transcript of the gene sro, whose product is annotated as D-beta-hydroxybutyrate dehydrogenase, mitochondrial. The coding region runs from base 258 to 1295 and encodes 345 amino acids. The transcript is spliced from 4 exons. Gene Ontology annotation, molecular function: oxidoreductase activity. Lineage: Eukaryota; Metazoa; Arthropoda; Insecta; Thysanoptera; Thripidae. The record is from RefSeq and is a predicted model, not a curated record.